AAGGCCUGCACACACCUGUGCAAUCAGUCUCCUGGCCAUUCCCAAAACCUGGUCCCAGGAUUGGAGAUUUCAUCCCUCCCAGAUCUCUUUGAAAUCUCCAGGCUCCAGAUCCCAAAACAGACUUUACAAACAAAGGAGGAAAGUAAAAAGCCACUUUCCUCCGUAUCAAACACAUACCCUGGAGCCCCUCAACCUGCCUUGUUGAGAAUCCAGGGCGACAGAUCGCCACACUGUCACAUAGUAUAAAUAAAAUUAAUAUCUGCAAAGCAAACUUGAAAAAUUAGAAUAUCGUGCAAAAGUUCAUUUAUUUCA
This is a messenger RNA of Staurois parvus, 312 nucleotides long. Lineage: Eukaryota; Metazoa; Chordata; Amphibia; Anura; Ranidae. The record is from the annotation of a GenBank genome assembly.